Messenger RNA from Acaulospora colombiana, 309 nucleotides. Lineage: Eukaryota; Fungi; Glomeromycota; Glomeromycetes; Diversisporales; Acaulosporaceae. The record is from the annotation of a GenBank genome assembly.
AUGGCUAGUAUUGCUUGGAGAAUGGAGCCAGAUUAUGUUAAGCGCUUCUACAAGGAAUUGGAGAAGAAAACAAAAGCUGCUCUUAAGAAAACGAAACCAUUCUAUUUUACUAGUGACAAAAAGAAAAAAAAAUCUAAAGUUCAAAAAGUCAAUAAUACUGUGCAUGUUCCGCAAUUAGACAUUCUGCAAAAAAAUGCUCAUGAUAACUAUAGCCUGUAUAUGAGCAUGUCUGAUUCAGAUUUUGUCAAUUGCAUUCCUGAUGAUUUAGCACUAACCUAUAAAGCAUUAAUGAAUUCUAUACCUUAUUAA